AUGCCAUACCAGAGAUACAGGAAUUACCAAGAGUGGUAUGAAAUACCGUUCGAUGACAAGUGGAAGCAGCGUGCGUGGCCUUCCAAAAGAAUCACCCAGGCGCCUCGUUGGUGUUCCGUCGACAUGCGCGAUGGCAACCAGUCGCUCAUCAAUCCCAUGGAUCAUGACAAAAAGCUCCGCUUCUUCACCCAUCUGUGCGCAAUGGGUUACAAAGAGAUUGAAGUCGGCUUUCCAGCAGCCAGCCAGACUGACUUCGAUUUCUGCAGGUACAUCGUGGACAACCAGCUUAUCCCUGACGACGUUCAUAUUCAGGUACUGACACAAUGCCGCGAUGUACUAAUCAAGAAAACGAUUGAGGCUGUCAAGGGAGCGAAGAACAUUAUCCUGCACAUAUACAACUCCACCAGCGAGCUGCAGCGGAGGGUUGUGUUCGAUAAGCCUCGCGAGGGGAUACAAGCCUUAGCUGUGGAAGGCGCUUCGCUCAUUAAGAAGCUGUCCGACGAGGAGCUGAUACCGACAGGGUCCAACGUACGAUUUGAGUAUUCACCUGAGUCUUUCACUGGCACGGAGCUGGAUUUUGCUCUGGAGGUGUGCGAGGCGGUAAUUAAAGUGCUGGCACCCAGGCCGGAAGAGCAGGUUAUCAUCAACCUCCCAGCCACGGUCGAGAUGGCGUCGGCCAACGUGUACGCCGACCAGAUCGAGUGGAUGCACACGCACUUUCAGAACAGGGAGAAGGUGAUCCUGUCGCUGCAUCCCCACAACGAUCGCGGGAGCGGGAUCGCGGCCGCGGAGCUCGGGGUCCUGGCCGGAGCCGACCGCGUGGAGGGCUGCCUGUUCGGCAACGGUGAGCGCACCGGGAAUGUGUGCCUGAUCACGCUCGCCAUGAAUCUCUUCACGCAGGGCAUCGACCCGGAGGUGGACCUCAGCUGGGGAACCGAGAGCAUCGAAGUGGCUGAACACUGCAACGAGCUUCGAGUGCCAGAGAGGUGGCCUUGGGCUGGCUCACUGGUUUACACGGCUUUCAGCGGGUCCCACCAGGAUGCCAUCAAGAAAGGCAUGGCCAAGAUGAAGGCCCCUGAAGCCAAGUACUGGGAAGUGCCAUAUCUGCCAGUCGAUCCGAUGGACAUCGGACGCUCGUAUGAAGCGAUCGUUAGAGUCAAUUCGCAGUCUGGCAAGGGAGGGAUUGCGUACAUUCUUGAGGAAGAUUAUGGCAUUGCCUUGCCGAAAGAAGCACAAGCUGAAUUUUCCCAGGUCAUUCAGGAGAUCACAGAUCGCACGAAGGCCGAGAUUGGAAACGCCGACAUUUAUGCGCGGUUCCUUGAGCAUUACGUGGAGCAGAGCAAUGGCUUCAAGUUGGUCGACCUGGAUAUAUCCACGAAACUUGUCGCCAUUGAGGAGCUCGAGAAGAGGGGGAUUACAGGGCUGCCCAGGGACCUCCAGUCACAGGUGGUCAGGGUGUGCAAGCCGCUCGUGAAUCGGGAAAAGUGCUACGAUACGUUCUUUGACAGCUUCGUCAACGUCAAAUCUCCUCUGGAGCUCGUCAGCUUCGAGGUGUCAGGGGACAAGGAGAUCACAACCACAGCAACGGUGAAUUUCAGGGGCGAGGUGAAGACGGUGACAGCGUGCGGAAACGGUCCCAUCGACGCCUACGUCAAGGCACUGAAUUCUCUAUCGGGCAGCUGCCUGACAGUACGAAGCUACGAGCAGCACUCCUUGCAGCACUCGUCCUCUUCGGACGCGUUCUGCUCGAUCGAGAUACGGAUCCGAGGACGUGCCUGGCACCCCGAGAGGUACUCCGCACUUCGGCGUCGGCAUCCACGCCAACACGACGCAGGCGUCGUUCAACGCCGUCACGGUGGGGUUCAACCGCACCCUCGCCAGCAGGACGAAUGGCCACGCCGAGCCCGACGACGCUCUCGAGUCCCUGUGCUCCAUAAGCGCGCAUGUCCGAUACCAGGGGAAGACGACCCAUAUCCUCGGCACGGGCACGGGGCCUGUCGCCGCCUUCAUGAACGGCAUAAGAACUUACUUUCCCGUUGCCAAGGACCUGAGGUUGGUCGACUACUCCCAGUCCGCGAGGAGCAAGUCCAAGAUGGGCGACCAGAGUGA
Prorocentrum cordatum is the source of this 2109-nucleotide messenger RNA. The record is from the annotation of a GenBank genome assembly. Lineage: Eukaryota; Dinophyceae; Prorocentrales; Prorocentraceae.